AUGUGGUGUGGGUUUUACAUGGGCUUGGACCGCCUCUGGCUGGGGUCGAUGGAGGAUGAAGAAAGUGAAGCCAAUGAGAAUGCCAAUGGAGGAUCUGGAGAUGAAGAAGGUGGAGUUAGGGUCGAUGAAGGAUCUGGAGAGGGAUGUUAUUUUUUUAAGUGUUUAAGCUGA
This is a messenger RNA of Prunus armeniaca (apricot), 171 nucleotides long. NCBI's taxonomy places the organism in Eukaryota, Viridiplantae, Streptophyta, Magnoliopsida, Rosales, Rosaceae. The record is from the annotation of a GenBank genome assembly.